This is a messenger RNA of Brassica oleracea var. oleracea, 1102 nucleotides long. RefSeq lists its product as uncharacterized. The transcript is spliced from 2 exons. Gene Ontology annotation, molecular function: phosphatidic acid binding. The record is from RefSeq and is a predicted model, not a curated record. Bases 57 to 1010 code for a protein of 317 amino acids. Lineage: Eukaryota; Viridiplantae; Streptophyta; Magnoliopsida; Brassicales; Brassicaceae.
CUUUCGUCAUUUUCGUCAGAUCCAAGUGAGAGAAAUCAGAAAAAGAUCUUGAAACGAUGCCGUACUACACGAGAGACGAGGAUGAAGUCGACGAUUUCGACGAGUUCGAUCCGACGCCGUACAGUGGAGGAUACGACAUCACCGUGAUCUACGGCCGUCCGAUCCCUCCUUGCGACGACACUUGCUACCCUCUAUCCUCCGCAGCGGAUGAAGAUUUCGAGUACGAGAGACCUGAAUUCACCUCGUACCACGAUCCUUCCGCCUACGCGGAAGAAGCUCUCAACACCGAGUACAGCAGCUACUCCCGCCCCAAGCCCCGUCCCGGAUUUCGACCCGGUUCAGCCGGAGGCGGCCACGUCCAAGGUGAGAGACCCGAUCAGAGUUACGGUCAGACGGAGGCUGAGUACGGUAGGAGACCUGAAUCGGGGUACGGCGGAGCGACGGAGACGGAGUAUGGCCGGAGACCUGAGCAGAGUUACGGAUCUGGUGGCUAUGGUGGUAGAUCGGAGGGUGAGUCUGGUGGCUACGGUGGGAGAACGGAGGUUGAGUAUGGCCGGAGACCUGAAUCUGGAUAUGGUGGGAGAUCGGAGAGUGAGACCGGGUAUGGUGAAGAGAGGAGCGAGUAUGAGCGUAAGCCUAGCUAUGGAAGGUCUGAGGAAGAGGAAGGAGGUUACAGGAAGCCUAGCUAUGGGAGAUCUGAGGAUCAGGUUGAGAGCUACAUAAAGCCCAGCAGCUAUGGAAGGUCUGAGGAAGAGGAAGGAAGCUACAGGAAGCCUAGCUAUGGAAGGUCUGAGGAACAGGAGGAAGGGAGUUACAGGAAGCCUAGCUAUGGCCGUCGCAAUGAUGACGAUAAUGAUGAAGAGCGCAGGAACCGUUCUGGUGAUGAUGAGGAAGGGAGCUAUGGCCGCAAGAAAUAUGGUGGCAAUGACUCUGAUGAUGAUGAGGAGAAGAAGCAGCAUCGUUACAAGCAUCACCACCACCAGAGGCGCCGUGAUGAAGAUGAUGACUAAAACCUUCUCUCAGUACUGGAGAGUGUUAUGAUCAACUACUUUUGCUUAGCUUCAUCUUACUAAAUAAUAAAAAAGCUAAGGCAUUUUUAUCU